This is a messenger RNA of Rubroshorea leprosula, 867 nucleotides long. NCBI's taxonomy places the organism in Eukaryota, Viridiplantae, Streptophyta, Magnoliopsida, Malvales, Dipterocarpaceae. The record is from the annotation of a GenBank genome assembly.
AAAACCCAAACAGCGCAGCUCUCAACUAUUCCCAUAAGAAGUGUCUAUUCUCGUUACCAAACAGGCUUGAAUCAUGUGUCUUCGCAGAGAGAAGAGCAUCGAAUCUUCUGGUCCUCUCCUUCUGUUCCUCUCCCUCUCCCUUCACAUAUUAAUUCUUUGCAUGUAGAUGCUUCGAUCGAAGAUAGGGAAUCUGUCAACCCACACAUCCCUGCAUCUCAUUUAUGCACAUUCUUCGUUUUCUUCAUUUCAAUACAGGUUUCCAUCUCAUUUGAAAUGGAGGUCGAGGAAGGACAAUUGACAUGGUUUCACCAAAUCAAUCGCCCAAGUGCUGAAAUGUGCACUAUUUGGAGAAAUGGAGGUCGGAUUUGGAGAAAUGGAGGUCGAAUUUGGAGAAAUGGAGAUCGAGGAAGGCCGAUUGAAUUGGCCUUCAAGAUUAGGGAUUUCGAAGGAGAUAACCCAGUUUUGGAGAAAUGGAUGUCGGGGAGGCUGGUUGAAUUGGCCUUCAAGACUAGGGAGUUCGAAGGAGAUUACUCAGAUUUGGAGAAAUGGAGGUUGGAUUUGGAGAAAUGGAAGUCCGGAAAGGCCGAUUGAAAUGGUUUCACCAAAUUGGGACGAGUCUGUAGAGCUUGGAGGGAUUGAAAUGGAGGUCGGAUUUGGAGAAAUGGAGGUCAGAUUUGGAGAAAUGGAGGUUAGGGAAGGCCGAUUGAAUUGCCUUCAAGACAAGGGAUUUCAAAGGAGAUAACCCAGACAAGCCAGGGAUGAGAUUUUUACGCUAUACAAACGUAUUUAACUCAUAUUAUAUUUUUUGAACCGAAUGGUGUAACCGUGGGUGUCGGUUGCCAGGGUAAAUACAUCAUUAUCCUAUUU